AUGCGCGGCACCCGCUUUCCUCGAUCUGCCCAGGGAAUCCGCGGCCGUGGCCGGCUGCCGCCGCAGCAGCAUGUGGAGUCCGACCGAGGAGGAGAAAUACGGCGUGGCGGACGGACCCCGCGGGUCGGGGCUGCUUCCCCCGCUUCCUCCCUCCGCUGUCUCUCCGUGGGGGCAGCGAUUGUGGUCUUUCACUGCCCGGCAGAUAGAGAGUGGGGGAAUGGCGAGGAGGGCUGGUGUUCGGGGAAGGCUUUUCCUGAGGGAGAACGGGCACCGUCUGUGCGCUGCUUGCCGCCGCCUCCCGGCCCGCACAGCCCAGCAUCCCAGGGCUGUGCUGCGUCUGCUUCGGUUCGUGCUAUUGCUCCGAUUGAGGGAAAGGGAAGGGCUGCGGUGCCGUUGUCAUUAGGGGGCGUCGGCGAUGCACCUGUUCGGAGCGGCGGGCCCGGAGCUGGCACCGGUGUGCGGCAGCGAGCGAGUCGGGAACCGGGCUCCCGGUCUGGGCCCAGUGCAGCCCACCCCGGCAGUGACUUGUGCCGGGCUACGGGGGCAGAGGCUGCAGAAGGCGACGGGGCUGGUGGUGCAUUGCGUUCAGUGGGAACGGCCCGUCUGCCUGUAAACGCAGAAGCUUGUCAGUUUUCGUUGUUGAUGCUUGUGGAACACAGCAGUGCAGAAGAGCUCCAUGCUUUGAGCAAAGUGCGAUACGGGGGUUUAACAUCUGAAAACGGAUGUUAAAUAUUUCAGCAGUCUGUCCUGGAAUCCAAGAGGGAUCCUUCAGAUUUGUUAACUGUGAUAUGCAGCUUCCGAGGAGCUGUACCGCAAGGCUUGGUCCUGGAACUAGGUGAAACUGUCCAGAUCCUAGAGAAAUGUGAAGGCUGGUACAGAGGUGUUUCCGUUAAGAAGCCCAAUGUAAAGGGGAUUUUUCCUGCAAACUACAUUCACCUGAAAAAGGCAAUUGUCAGUAACAGAGGGCAAUAUGAAACAGUUGUUCCACUUGAAGAUUCUGUUGUGACUGAAGUCACAGCAACACUGCAGGAAUGGGCUGUGCUCUGGAAACAGCUAUAUGUGAAACAUAAGGUAGAUCUUUUCUACAAACUGCGGCAUGUGAUGAAUGAGCUCAUUGACCUACGUAGACAGCUGCUGUCAGGUCACUUGACACAGGAUCAGGUGCGGGAGGUCAAGAGACACCUCACAGUGAGGCUGGACUGGGGCAAUGAACAUUUGGGGCUGGAUUUAGUUCCUCGGAAGGACUUUGAGGUUGUGGAUUCAGAUCAGAUCAGUGUUUCAGAUCUUUAUAAAAUGCAUUUGUCAAGUAGACACAGUGUCCAGCAGAGCACAUCACAGGUGGAUACGAUUCGUCAGCGUCAUGGGGAAGCUUGCCGAAUGCCAGUGCCUCAUCACUUCUUCCUCAGUCUGAAGAGCUUCACCUACAACACAAUUGGAGAAGACACAGAUGUCUUUUUUUCGUUGUAUGAUAUCCGAGAAGGCAAGCAGAUCAGUGAGAGGUUUAUGGUGCGGUUAAACAAGAAUGGAGGCCCCAGGAAUCCGGAGAAGAUAGAUCGGAUGUGUGCACUUUUCACAGAUCUCAGCAGCAAGGACAUGAAGAGAGAUUUGUACAUAGUUGCCCAUGUAAUUCGAAUAGGUCGCAUGUUGCUGAAUGACUCAAAGAAAGGGCCCCCUCACUUACACUACCGUCGCCCCUACGGCUGUGCAGUGUUGAGCAUCAUGGAUGUACUGCAGUCGAUCUCGGAAAUAAAAGAAGAGAAGGAUUUUGUUCUCAAAGUUUACACGUGUAACAAUGAAAAUGAAUGGUGCCAGAUCCAUGAAAAUAUUAUUCGCAAGUCCAGCACCAAAUACACAGCACCCAGCUCAAACUAUGGACUUAUAAUAUCUCUUCAGCUUCUUCGUGGUGACAUGGAGCAGAUUCGAAGGGAAAACCCCAUGAUCUUUAACAGAGGUGUUUCUGUUACCAGGAAGCUGGGGUUUCCUGAUGUCAUAAUGCCAGGUGACAUACGCAAUGACUUAUACCUGACAUUAGAAAAGGGAGACUUUGAAAGAGGUGGGAAGAGUGUGCAGAAGAACAUUGAAGUCACCAUGUAUGUGCUCUAUGCAGAUGGAGAAAUCUUGAAGGACUGCAUCAGCCUGGGCUCUGGAGAGCCAAGCAGGAGUGCAUACCACUCUUUUGUCCUUUACCACAAUAACAGCCCUCGGUGGGGGGAAAUCAUCAAGUUGCCCAUCCCUAUAGACAGGUUCCGUGGAUCUCACCUCCGGUUUGAGUUCAGACAUUGCUCCACUAAAGACAAGGGAGAAAAGAAGCUCUUUGGUUUUGCAUUCACUCCACUGAUGAGAGAUGAUGGCACUACCUUGUCAGAUGACAUCCAUGAGCUUUAUGUUUAUAAGUGUGAUGAGAACAGCACAUUUAACAAUCACGCGCUGUACCUGGGGCUGCCUUGCUGCAAAGAGGACUACAACGGCUGCCCCAACAUCCCUUCCAGCCUCAUUUUCCAGCGCAGCACCAAAGAGACCUUUUCAGUCUCCACGCAGCUUUCUUCUACCAAACUGACCCAGAAUGUGGAUUUGCUCGCCCUCCUGAAAUGGAAAGCUUACCCAGAUCGCGUGAUGGAUAUUCUAGGAAGACUGAGACAUGUCAGUGGCGAGGAAAUUGUUAAGUUCUUACAAGAUAUUCUCGACACACUGUUUGUAGUUUUGGAUGACAACACAGAAAAGUAUGGUCUGCUGGUCUUCCAGUCUUUGGUAUUCAUCAUCAAUCUGCUGCGAGACAGCAAGUAUUUCCAUUUUCGACCGGUGAUGGACACUUACAUUCAGAAGCACUUUGCAGGAGCACUGGCUUACAAAGAACUGAUCCGAUGUCUGAAGUGGUACAUGGACCGUUCAGCUGAGCUUGUACGCCAGGACCACAUCCAGGAGGCGAUGAGAGCCUUGGAAUAUCUUUUCAAGUUCAUUGUCCAAUCUCGGAUCCUUUACUCCAGAGCUACUUGUGGAAUGGAGGAGGAACAGUUCCGCUCCAGCAUCCAGGAGCUUUUCCAGUCCAUCAGAUUUGUGCUCAGCUUGGACAGCAGGAGCUCUGAGACUCUCAUCUUCACACAGGCCUCUCAGCCUGGAGGGCAGGCGAGCGGAGCUGGGACAUGUGCCCCACAAAAGUGUGGCGGUACUUCAAGGCCAUCAUUUAAUUCUGCUGCUCUGUUGAACUCCUUCCCUGCUAUCUUUGAUGAGCUGCUGCAGAUGUUCACUGUGCAGGAAGUCGCAGAGUUUGUGAGGGGCACUCUGGGCAGCAUGCCCAGCACAGUGCACAUCGGGCAGUCCAUGGAUGUCGUGAAGCUGCAGUCCAUCGCGCGCACUGUUGACAGCCGCCUUUUCUCUUUCUCAGAGUCCCGGCGCAUCCUGCUACCUGUAGUUCUUCACCACAUUCACCUUCACCUGCGACAGCAGAAGGAGCUACUUAUCUGCUCUGGGAUCCUCAGUAGUAUCUUCUCCAUAAUCAAGACCAGCUCUUUGGAGGGAGAUGUCGUGGAGGAGGUUGAGAUGAUGGUGGAGAGCCUCCUGGAUGUGCUUUUACAAACUCUGCUUACAAUCAUGAGUAAAUCGCAGUCUCAGGAGGCGGUAAGAGGGCAGCGUUGCCCGCAGUGCACAGCAGAAAUCACUGGAGAAUAUGUCUCCUGCCUUUUAUCUUUGCUUCGUCAGAUGUCAGACACUCAUUUCCAACACUUACUGGACAACUUCCAAAGCAAGGAUGAACUGAAGGAGUUCCUGCUGAAGAUUUUCUGUGUCUUUCGGAACCUGAUGAAAAUGAGUGUCUUUCCUCGAGACUGGAUGGUGAUGAGGUUGCUCACCAGCAAUAUCAUAGUCACAACAGUUCAGUACCUGUCUUCUGCACUACAUAAGAAUUUCACAGAAGCGGACUUUGACUUUAAAGUGUGGAACUCCUAUUUCAGCCUGGCAGUUUUGUUUAUAAACCAGCCCAGUCUCCAACUAGAAAAUGCCACACCAGCUAAGAGGAAGAAGAUUCUGGAUAAAUACGGUGAUAUGAGAGUGAUGAUGGCAUAUGAACUCUUCAGCAUGUGGCAGAACCUGGGUGAACACAAGAUUCACUUUAUUCCUGGAAUGAUUGGACCCUUCCUUGGCAUUACUCUUGUUCCACAACCAGAAGUCAGGAAUAUCAUGAUCCCUAUCUUCCAUGACAUGAUGGACUGGGAGCAGAGGAAGAAUGGCAACUUCAAACAGGUGGAAGCUGAGCUGAUUGAUAAACUGGACAGCCUGGUGUCUGAAGGAAAAGGUGAUGAGAACUACAGGGAGCUCUUCAGCCUGCUAACCCAGCUCUUUGGGCCUUAUCCCAGCCUGCUGGAGAAGAUUGAGCAGGAGACAUGGCGGGAGACUGGAAUCUCUUUCGUCACAUCAGUUACCCGUCUCAUGGAGCGCCUGCUUGACUAUAGGGACUGUAUGAAAGGAGAUGAGACAGAAAACAAGAAAAUUGGCUGCACUGUUAACCUUAUGAAUUUCUAUAAAUCUGAGAUCAACAAGGAGGAGAUGUACAUCCGCUAUAUCCACAAGCUGUGUGACAUGCACUUACAGGCUGAGAACUACACAGAGGCUGCUUUUACUUUGCUUUUGUACUGUGAGUUGCUUCAGUGGGAGGACAGACCUCUGAGAGAGUUCCUGCAUUAUCCAUCUCAGUCAGAGUGGCAGCGUAAGGAAGGUCUGUGCCGUAAGAUUAUCCAUUACUUCAACAAAGGGAAGAGCUGGGAGUUUGGAAUCCCACUGUGCAGAGAACUGGCCCUACAGUAUGAGAGUCUCUAUGAUUACCAGAGCCUUAGCUGGAUUCGGAAAAUGGAAGCUACCUAUUAUGAUAACAUCAUGGAACAGCAGCGCUUAGAACCUGAGUUUUUCAGAGUUGGGUUUUAUGGCCGCAAGUUCCCAUUCUUCCUGCGGAACAAAGAAUAUGUAUGUCGGGGCCAUGACUAUGAGAGGCUGGAAGCCUUCCAGCAGAGGAUGCUAAGCGAGUUCCCACAAGCCAUUGCAAUGCAGCAUCCAAACCACCCAGAUGAUUCUAUAUUGCAGUGUGAUGCCCAGUAUUUACAGAUCUAUGCAGUGACUCCCAUCCCAGACAACAUCGACGUGCUGCAAAUGGAUCGUGUCCCCGACCGCAUAAAGAGCUUUUACCGAGUCAACAACAUCCGCAAGUUCCGCUAUGACAGACCCUUCCACAAAGGCCCAAAGGACAAGGAGAAUGAAUUCAAGAGCUUGUGGAUUGAACGUACCACUCUGACCUUGACACACAGUUUGCCUGGGAUCUCUCGUUGGUUUGAAGUGGAGAGAAGAGAACUGGUUGAAGUAAGUCCUUUGGAAAAUGCCAUUCAAGUGGUUGAGAACAAAAACCAGGAGCUGAGAACGCUGAUAAGCCAGUACCAGCAUAAACAAAUGCAUGGCAACAUUAAUCUUCUCAGCAUGUGUCUGAAUGGAGUGAUUGAUGCAGCUGUUAAUGGGGGAAUUGCACGAUACCAGGAGGCCUUUUUUGAUAAAGAUUAUAUCACAAAGCACCCUGGAGAUGCAGAGAAGAUUACACAGCUCAAGGAACUCAUGCAGGAACAGGUACACGUCUUAGGAGUGGGUCUGGCAGUCCAUGAGAAAUUUGUACACCCAGAAAUGCGUCCCCUGCAUAAGAAACUGAUAGACCAGUUCCAGAUGAUGCGAUCCAGUCUGUACCACGAGUUACCGGGCUUGGAUAAGUUGAGUCCAGCCUGUUCUGGCACUAGUACACCACGCAGCAAUGUUCUGGUUUCACAUGGACCUAUGAGCCCAGAGAGCAUGAAGCUGAUGCAUCGACACAGCCCACUGAACAUGCUUGGUUCGGUCCGACACUCAUCAUCCUCUCUGUCAUCCCACACCUCCAGUGAAACAGGAAACCUGGUUAUCCUGACGGACAGUUCUGUGGGGGAAACCGCUGAGGACAUGUACCACAUGCAGAUUGUCUACCCUAACUCCAGGUACCAAGGCUUAGUCACAAACAUCUGUUUAUCUUCAUCCCAGGCUAGCCCUUCCACCUCAAGCCUGAGCUCUACUCACUCGGCACCAUCCCAGAUGAUUAACUCUGCCCCUUCCAGUGCUCGAGUGCUGAUGAAAGGUGCUGGAUUGACAACACUGGAGGCUGAAGCCCUCUAUUUACCCACAGAACAGAUACACCAUGGGCGGCAGUUGUGCAAGCUUCCUCACGCUGCCCCCACCAGUGUGCCUCAUCUCUGUCCUGGAGGGACCACCUCUAGAGGCUCUCCCUCUCUACCAGAUAAGUACCGCCACUCUCGGGAGAUGAUGAUGCUGCUGCCAGCCCAUCGGGACCGACCCAGCAGCGCCAUGUAUCCUGCAGCUAUCAUGGAAAAUGGACAGCCUCCAAAUUUCCAGCGCGCCUUGAUUCAGCAAAUGAUUGGACCAUGCAAACCUUGCAGUGAUCCCAACCUGUCUGUGGCUGAGAAAGCUGUGCCAGCAGCACCCAGUAGCUGGAGCCUAGACAGCGGAACCAGAGAGGCCCUGCCAUUCCUGUCUGCCCACGUUGGGAGCAUCUUGGCCCCACCAGUGCCUCCCCGAAGCCUGCCCCAUGGACACUACUCACUGCACUUUGAUGCCUUCCAUCACCAGCUCAGUGAUGCCCCUCCAGCACUGCCUGCACGAACGUUGCGCAAGUCCCCUCUUCAUCCUAUUCCUGCCUCACCCACCAGUCCGCAGUCUGGUCUAGAUGGAAGCAACUCCACUUUAUCUGGCAGUGCAAGCAGUGGUGUCUCUUCCUUGAGUGAAAGCAAUUUUGGACAUUCUUCUGAACCACCUCCUCGCACAGACACCAUGGAUUCUGUCCCCAGCCAGGCCUGGAACACUGAUGAAGACCUAGAGACACCCUACCUCCCUGUCAGGUACAGUCUCUCUGAGCCUGAUGUCCUAGAGUCGCUCAAAUCCCAGCCAUGCCGAAGCCACUCUGCUCCAUCUGGAGUCAUUCCUCAGGACACCAUGGACCCUCCUGCUCUACCCCCCAAACCUUACCACUCCCGGCUGCCAAACAUGGAGAAUGAGGAGGGGGUGAUCAUUGAAGAUGAUGACAAACACCGCCCGUUGCAUCGUAAAGUGUCCCAACCAGUGAGUGGUGGAAAGGAAGAGCAGGCCAGGGUAGCAUGGGAGCAUGGCAUCAGUGAGCAGUAGGGAUGACUCCUGGUAAGCAGCUUG
Messenger RNA from Indicator indicator, 7218 nucleotides. RefSeq names its product dedicator of cytokinesis 3 (gene DOCK3). The record is from RefSeq and is a predicted model, not a curated record. Gene Ontology annotation, biological process: small GTPase-mediated signal transduction. Gene Ontology annotation, cellular component: plasma membrane; cytoplasm. The transcript has 60 exons. Gene Ontology annotation, molecular function: guanyl-nucleotide exchange factor activity; GTPase activator activity; small GTPase binding. Lineage: Eukaryota; Metazoa; Chordata; Aves; Piciformes; Indicatoridae.